Hyla sarda is the source of this 2287-nucleotide messenger RNA. RefSeq names its product ETS variant transcription factor 6 (gene ETV6). Gene Ontology annotation, biological process: cell differentiation; regulation of transcription by RNA polymerase II. The transcript is spliced from 8 exons. Bases 335 to 1699 code for a protein of 454 amino acids. Gene Ontology annotation, molecular function: DNA-binding transcription factor activity, RNA polymerase II-specific; sequence-specific DNA binding. NCBI's taxonomy places the organism in Eukaryota, Metazoa, Chordata, Amphibia, Anura, Hylidae. The record is from RefSeq and is a predicted model, not a curated record. Gene Ontology annotation, cellular component: nucleus.
AAGAGGCUGAGCCCUUUUGCUGGGAAUACACGUCAGUUUCAGGACUUGCACUCUGAGAUCAAUGAGGGAGGAAGGAGGGGGCAUCACUUCUGCCUUCACUUCUCUCUUCCAGGAAGGAAAAACCGAAAAGAAAACCCCCUCAGAAGACGAGACCCUCGAAAUCCGAAAGACCAGAAGAAGAACCCCCCCCAAGCCGGAUUCUGUACCCCCCCCAACUCCUGGGGUCAGAAGGGGGGGACACUAUGUGCUAACUUGUGGGAGUCACAGGGGGGCGAUGGCACCCGGGAUGUGCCCCCCCUGAUCGUGGCAUUGGGCGCUUUGCUUCUUCCUGGCCAUGUCUUCUGCACAGUUCUGUAUUAAGCAAGAACAGAUCUCGUACUCUCCUCCCGAAAGUCCCGGGCAAAACUCCGCCACCCCAUCCCCCUCCUCUCUCCAUGUCUCCGGGCCGCGCACCUACAGGAUGGAAGAGGAUUCCGUCAGGCUGCCAGGGCACCUACGUCUCCCUCCCUCUCAUUGGUCGCGGGAGGACGUGUCUCAGUGGCUGCGCUGGGCAGAGAACGAAUUCUCACUGCGUCCUAUAGAGAAUAAUUCAUUCGAGAUGAACGGGAAGGCGCUGCUGCUCCUCACCAAGGAGGACUUCCGAUACCGCUGCCCGCACUCAGGUGACGUCCUGUACGAGGUUCUGCAGCACAUCCUGCGACAGAGGAAACCCCGACCGCUGCCCCCGUCUGCGUACCACACUGGAAACUCCAUCCACAGUCACCCCGACAUCAUCCUCCCCCACAACCACCAAGACGAUCACAUCCACCACAGACCGCCCAGGACGCCGUCAGACAUUCAUCCGCAGAAUACUCCCACCAUAGAGCUGCGCCAUCGCUCCCACUCGCCCAUCUCCUCCUCCAACCAUCACCCGUCUCCGGAUCCUGAACCCCGCCCCCUGCGCUCCCCCCUGGACAGCGCCCUCCGCCGCCCGUCCCCCGCUGACCGCCUCCACCGACUGCAGAGUGAAAGUAACCACCACGCUCAGGACGCCUACCCCCUCUCUGUGUCCCCCGCUGAAGCCAACCACUGUCCCGGUGACGCCCUCCCCAAACCCGGCAGCCCCCGGCAGGAGAACCCCCGCGUCAUCCAGCUCAUGCCCAGCCCCAUCAUGCACCCGCUGCUCCUCAACCCCCGGCACCCUGUGGAGUUCAAGACGCCGAGGAUGGGAACGGACGAUGGGGGGCAGCAGCGCGACACCAAACCCAUGAACUUAUCUCACCGAGAGGAGAUGGCGUACAUGAACCACGUCAUGGUGUCCAUCUCUCCGCCCGAAGAGCAGAACAUCCCCAUGGGGAGGAUAGCAGAUUGCCGCCUGCUCUGGGAUUACGUGUACCAGCUCCUGUCUGACACGCGAUACGAGAACUUCAUCCGCUGGGAAGAUAAGGAGUCGAUGGUUUUCCGUAUCAUGGACCCCAAUGGUUUGGCGCGACUCUGGGGCAACCACAAGAACAGAACAAACAUGACCUACGAAAAGAUGUCGCGGGCGCUGCGCCAUUACUACAAGCUGAACAUCAUCCGCAAGGAGCCCGGACAGAGACUACUCUUCAGGUUUAUGAAGACUCCGGAUGAGAUUAUGAGCGGGCGGACGGAUCGGUUAGAACACUUGGAAUCUCAGGAGUUGCUGGACGAGCAGAUGUAUCAGGAGGACGAUUGCUGAUCCGCCAUCUUGUCUCCUUCGGGUUGAGUGUGUGACAUUUUUGGCGCUGGUGCAGGCAGGACAUGGACUGGUUGUAUUGUCUUCCCGCCGCGCCGGUAUAAUACGGGGCCCCGCCCCCACCCGGAAUGGAUUUUUAUCAGCUAACAAUGGGAGAGAAUUGGCGUAAGUGUCCGCAUACUGGUACGGUGACGGCGCCCUCUACGCCAAGACGCGUAAAUAGGUUUUGUUUUAUUGCGGUAGGACUGAGAUUUUUGUAUUUGCACUGGAGAAAGAUUCCGCGGACGACGCACUGUGACCGCCAUCGCCAUCGCCGGACUGAACUUUCUUCAAUCUUUUCUGUAAAAUUUGUAAAUUGCACUAGUGUCAUUUUAACUGCGCUCGGGUCUACACUGCGCCCUCUACAGGUGAUGUCACGUUCAGCAUCAUGGAUGAUGUCAUCAGCACCACUCUGGUGACAUCACCGCCUCUCGUCUGCACGUGCAGCAUCACUUCCUGUUUACACUCUGCAACUUCCUGUCUCCAUCAUCGCGCCUGUUUAUUAUUUUUUUGUAUGUAAAAAAAAAAAAAACCUAAAGUAGUGGUCUUCAA